AUGGAGUUACUGGAAAUGAAAUACUGUGUGGCCGGUGGAAGUGCAAGGCUGAUGUUUGACGUUUCGAUCGAUAAAGCUGUGGAGUCACUAGAUGAACGAAUUCGUCACGUGCGGGACGUCGGGGUCGUCGAUCGUUUGAGGGCAGUUUAUUACAAGGAUCAGGGGUGUUUAGACCUUUACUACACACCUUUGAUAAGCGCCUACGUUGCACGGAAACUUGCUCUCACUCACAGUUUUCAGCUGUUGAGGUUAAUUGCAAGCCGGUGCGUUGUCGACAUGAUGGAUGAAUGGCUGAUGGAAGCGUGGUUUUUAUCGAUGUUGAAUACAGCCGGAAUCGAAUUCGUGGAGGGAGGUCCUGACCAGGUCCGAGGGCAAUGGGGGCGAUCGGAUGUGAAAUUCUUUGACCCGGUCAAGCCUUCUAUCGAGUUACGACUGGAUCGCCCCACGUGGAUCACUCCCGUGCAGUGGAGCGAAGUGGGUUUUGACGCCGUUUUCGUGGGCAAGGCAAAUGCGCUGGAGCGGUUCGUUCAGGUUACUCUUGCAACUCUUGCGGAUCACCAUAGCUUCGACCACCGAUACUUUGUGGAGCUUUUGGACAAACUGGCAACUCACGACGAUUUGAAAGACGUGCAGCUCAAGAUGGUUGAGCUCUCCUAUGUUGUUCCGAGGUGUCGAAUAUCCGUCUUUCAGCGUCCUGUGAAAUCGACGGGUUUCAAGAACAUCGUCCAAGGUCGCCCUUCUCCGGCGACGGCACAAGCAGGGGUUCUCGUACCCGCGGUGAUAUCGUGUUUGAAAGCUCCAAGGCUGAAGUGA
Messenger RNA from Phytophthora sojae, 813 nucleotides. RefSeq lists its product as hypothetical. The transcript has a single exon. Bases 1 to 813 code for a protein of 270 amino acids. The record is from RefSeq and is a predicted model, not a curated record. Lineage: Eukaryota; Oomycota; Peronosporomycetes; Peronosporales; Peronosporaceae.